AUGUCGAGUUACAUAUAUGAUACCGCAACCCCCUGCCCGUCGCGGCUGAGAUCUUCGGGGCUUGAUUAUACCAACACCCAAGGCUCACCAGACAAUUUAUGGGACACUAGCAUCAUCGGCAGCGACUCCACGGAGAACAUCGAUUUCACCACCGAAAUCCGACCAUCAGUGCUGACGAACGCCAAACCCAGACGGAAGACACGCUCGAACACGUCCUUCCUGAUCCAUGACGACCAUGAGGUCAAAUCCGCGCGACCUGCGCAUAUGCGUGGAGAGGCAACAAUCGCGACAGCUGCCGCUUCAACUCACAGGAAGUCCUUGCUUGCCCAACCAGCUCAGAGGUUCCGUCCAAAGGUCAGUUUCGUUGCCAGCCCCCAGAGACAAUCACGGCAAUCGGGGCCCGUUGCGACGCAGCAGCACCAGAGACAAAAUCAGGAUCAGAACAAUGAGCUUCUGAUGCAGAUCAAUGGCCGUACCCAAGAGCCUCAGCCCAAGAAUGCUCUCAAGAAAGCAGUCCGGCGCAAUACAGUCUACAUACCGCCGGAUGAUACGACGGUUGCAAGCGUUUUCAUGGGUCUGUUUAGUCCUCAGAAAACUGAGAAUGUGGAGAGCCUUCUCCGGGAGGACACGCAGAUUAAUAGCUUGGAGGCACAGAUUGCACGGAAACGACAGGUUAAGCGAUCGCUUCAGUUGGGUGCACAGCGAGCGCCGCUGAACCCCAGUUCGAAGAUUGUUCAGGGAGCUAAUAUCCAUGUCGACAUGCCUGGAAAGAAUGGUGGGAAAGAGAAUAUCCCACCAGGAUCAGUUCUCGUUGAAGGCGAGAAAUAUCUCAAAUCCUUUAAGACUAAAGAGCUCUAUAGAUGUAGCGAGGAUGUGGCUCCCAAUAAUGAACAGACUCGCAGGACGAUGUGUGCGUCACGAUCGACGAAGUUGGCCCUCGCUUCCAAGACAAACAAUCAGGUUCUUCACAACAAGAAGCCCGAUAUCGGCAAAGAAAAGCCCAAGACAAAGCCGGUUAAGACACAGUCCAUUGAGAGCAGAUCAAAAGCGCUUGAUCGCAGCUACGAAGCCUUGAAAGGUCCAACCAUGGAGCGUGACAUGUCACCUCCGAGCCCAAUUACUGCAAAGUCGAGUCUUUUACAGACUAAGGAGGUUGUGAGGAGUUCCUGCGUCAUUCCUAACGACAUCACGAAGCCAGAACUGUAUGAGGAUGACUGGCUCGGACAUCAGGAGGUCAUCUUGACCCAACUCAUGAAUGAGUUGUUUGAUAGCACCAAUGACAGUUUUGACUAUGUCGAUGCCAACAAGCUCAGGGAUGAGCUGUUGGGUUUCUACCAGGGACCAUCGCUCACGCAAUUGCAGAAAAGGCUGAAGGCAUCAAUACUAUAUGGAGCUUUGAGCUUACCCAAGGAUGUACUCAACCGUGCCAGUCAGAUUCAGCGCGACUUAGGUCUGAAGCGGAAGUUCCUCGACUUCUGGGUCCAAACUUACGACUUGCAAACUCUAAGAGCAACACUCGAAGUAAUUACAGGGAGAAUCAUCCCCAACUCAAAGCUAGCCCCCGGAGUCAGUCACGCCGACGGAGAAAAGGCAUUGAAGCGGAAAUUAGCGGGCUUCUUGGAUGUAUUCCUCUUACAAAACCAGGACAUGGAUCGACACGCACAGGAUCACAGAGGAGAGGAUGGAGAUAUUGCGGGCCGCGCAUAUCGUCGCACCCUUCUCCGGAGCAUCAUGAUCAUUGUGCUUCUGGAUAAAGCAAAGCAAUGCUCCGAUAUAUCGCUACCUCGUCUCCUUUUCCAGCCUACGGCACCGUACAAGUCUUCCCAUGCUGCUAUUCAGGCACUAGGUCAAUUGCUAGUGCCAUCGUGCGGCGACAUCAUCAAGGCACUGUGUCAUCUUGACUGCCAAUUGUCGUACGAGCAGCAACCAUUAGCGGAGUACAGAUUUUGGAUCAGCAACAUUGCCGUGGACCUACGUGAUGGGGUGAAACUGGCACGACUUGUCGAGCUUUUACUCUUCGGGUCAGCCUCGAUAGGAGAACCGGAGCAGCAGAAAUGGCUAUUGUCCGGCAGGCUGAGGUUUCCCUGCCUGGGACGGGCAGUAAAGCUGCACAAUAUGCAGCUUACCUUAGAUACAAUGUCUUCGAUUGAUGGAGCUAGGAAGCUUGUCCAGGGCGUGUGUGCGGAAGAUAUCGUCGACGGACACCGCGAAAAGACGGUCGGCCUACUCAGGAAGCUCGUCACCACUUGGUGUCCUGGUAGGCUUCUGGAUUGCAAUAAUCUCAGGAAAGAGGUUCAUCGCCUGAAGACGAAGGUCACUUUCCAAUUCGAAUCUGAGGAUUUUGGAAAUUUGGAUUCAGCCUCUCUGAAUACUCCAGGCGAGGACACGGAAGCCAAGUCCUUGCUCAAGCAAUGGGCCAAGCUGUCAGCGGAGAGCAACGGACUGCCCCUAAGCAAUUUCAGCACAUGCUUCAGCGAUGGGAAAAUCUACGAGUGCAUUGUUAAGGAGUACGAGGCAAGCAUAGCCCGAUGUUAUGAGCCUCCGUCAACGACCCUGGAGUCUCAACUUCAAGCUCUGGGUUGCAGUGCACAGCUGGUGAGACUGAUAUGUCCUGCGCGUUCUGGCGCCCAUAUCCCUGAUGAAGACUUCACCAUUGGGGUGCUCGCGUUCCUUUGCUCUCGAAUUCUUCCGGCUAUUGGACGCGCAUGAUCUGAAACAGCUAUGAAGUACAGGGCAGUAUAUGUCGAUAUGGGGAACUAUGACAAGGAUGCGACCAGGAAGGACAAAUGGGCACGCACAUGCUAUCCUGGACGAACGGAAACAGAUCAUGUCCAUAACAUAUCCGGGGAUUAAUCAACUGGAAGACUCAUUGAAUGAGUACUCGCGUUAGCAACUAUAAUGAUAUCAACUACCAAUCUCAUUGUUAUCUUUUCAACGCGAACGACAGGCGGCAGUGCAGCAAACAGUCCUUCAAAGACAACAAAGAUGCACAAUUCAACUAGACCAUAGGUACUGUGCCCACCGUACAUCCAUAAACGCUACAAAAGCUCGGCCUCCUGAUCUACAACCUGCGCAAUCCACCCCCUGUAUCAGUUGUGCCUCGUCUCAACAAAGUGCGGCCUAAGACCUCAGAUAGAUGCAGUCAGGCCACCCUCUAUC
This is a messenger RNA of Aspergillus saccharolyticus JOP 1030-1, 3159 nucleotides long. It is a transcript of the gene sha1, whose product is annotated as putative calmodulin-binding protein Sha1. Gene Ontology annotation, cellular component: spindle pole. Gene Ontology annotation, biological process: establishment of meiotic spindle localization; spindle organization; mitotic cell cycle. NCBI's taxonomy places the organism in Eukaryota, Fungi, Ascomycota, Eurotiomycetes, Eurotiales, Aspergillaceae. Bases 1 to 2709 code for a protein of 902 amino acids. The transcript has 2 exons. The record is from RefSeq and is a predicted model, not a curated record.